Zophobas morio is the source of this 962-nucleotide messenger RNA. Its product is annotated as trypsin alpha-3-like. The record is from RefSeq and is a predicted model, not a curated record. Gene Ontology annotation, molecular function: serine-type endopeptidase activity. The coding region runs from base 92 to 943 and encodes 283 amino acids. Gene Ontology annotation, biological process: proteolysis. The transcript is spliced from 6 exons. NCBI's taxonomy places the organism in Eukaryota, Metazoa, Arthropoda, Insecta, Coleoptera, Tenebrionidae.
UGUUUGCUUUGCGGUGUCUUGAUGUCGAUAAGAUUAGAAUGACACGUGAUUUCUUGUGUUUGUCUGUUUCUGCGAGAGACGAGUCGAAAAAAUGCGACUGGGAUGUGUGCUGUGGCUGUCCGUGCUCGUGAGCGACGUUUCGUCCGCAGUGUCGCCGCCCCCAUCCUCAAAAAUCAUCGGCGGUGAAUUCGUGGAGCACCAGAGCGACUUCGCGUUCAUGGUGUCCGUGAGGGUGAAUAGGAGGCACAUCUGCGGGGGUUCGAUUGUAGAUUACAGGCAUGUCCUAACGGCCGCACAUUGCUGCUUUGAUGCUGCAAACAAACCAUAUCCACCCCAAAUCAUGUCAAUUGCAGCCGGAAGUUUGAAUAUCGGAAGAUCGAACAAUAAUUCGGUGGUGAAAGGCGUGCUGGCAAUAAUUCCGCACAAGAAAUACGACUGGGAGCGCAUAACGAACGACGUCGCCGUAAUAAAGAUCCUGGGCCAGUUCGAGCUGUGGAACCGGAACAUCAGCGCAAUUUCUUUGUCGAAUUUCAUACGGUCCGGAAGCUGGUGUACGAUCUGCGGCUGGGGGAUUACGCGGUUUAAUACGUCGCAAGUCAGUUACCGGCUUCGUUACGUGGAUGUUCCUGUAGUUAGUCAAAGCACCUGCGAAUUUUAUUACCCAGGUCGAAUAACCAAUAAAAUGAUAUGCGCCGGAGGCAACGGGAGCGAUUCAUGUCAGGGGGACUCAGGGGGACCAUUAAUCUGCGGAGGUGUCCUUGCAGGAAUCGUUUCUUGGGGAAGUGACUGCGGCGUUUAUCCCGGAGUGUACACAGCUGUGGCACCGUAUAAAUCAUGGAUACGAAAAUAUAUUGAUAAUUCUUCAUCUUCUUGGAUUACUCCAUCUGAGCGUCAAGCCUGCCUCGUAAUCCUUCAGGUCCUGUUUGCGUAUUAUAUUGUCUAAUAAAGGAAAAAUAUUUUUA